Besnoitia besnoiti is the source of this 5871-nucleotide messenger RNA. RefSeq lists its product as uncharacterized. NCBI's taxonomy places the organism in Eukaryota, Apicomplexa, Conoidasida, Eucoccidiorida, Sarcocystidae. Bases 1 to 5871 code for a protein of 1956 amino acids. Gene Ontology annotation, biological process: non-motile cilium assembly; protein localization to ciliary transition zone. The transcript is spliced from 15 exons. The record is from RefSeq and is a predicted model, not a curated record. Gene Ontology annotation, cellular component: ciliary transition zone.
AUGGAAGUAGCUAUUCACAACUCAGCCAGUUUCGCAGGAGAACCCGUAGAGGGUUGCCUCGAGAACGACUCGUCAUCUUCGGAGAAUUCACACCCUGUUGGCGUGCCAGUCGCCGCGGAGGGGAAACGGAGUCAAAUAAAACAGGAGGCCUCGGUGUUUCACGGCAGUCAUGUCGGACAUAGAGAACAGGCCAUCAUCGACCAUGGGGAGACUAUCGCGAGCAGUGUCUCCGCCCACGUACUCGAAAAGUAUUUGCUUCGCAGGCCUGAACAGGUUCAUGAGUCAGGCAACGAAUCACAUCACAAGAGGGCGAGUGAACGCUGUCGUGAAGCUAGGGAAAUGCCGGGGAACAUGUCCGAAGGCGAUCCUGAGGCAACCAGCGUAGAUCCUCCUGAAGAAAAAGACACAGCAGAUGCCAUGUUGGGAACCACUAGGGCAGUCUUAGAGCUCGGGAAGCCGGCAUUGCGGCUGCCGUUCUCUGACAUUGUGAUUAGCCUCGUGUCGAGAACAGCGCGAAAAACAUUCAUGCCUACAUCCACAAGCAGCUUGUCAUCCCCUGCUUCAGCGACAAACGGCUCCGAGGACCCGCUUUUCGAGGAUUUUGCGCCGCAGUCAUGUAUUUCUGAGGUGCUGGCACGAUAUGGUCACUGGAGGAGAAAGACUCCGGUUGCGUUCGCCACAAUUCGUGCUCAGCUUCUACGGGAAUUGGAGACUCGUAUUCGGCUCCUUACCGGCAUUUCUGAUGAUCCUUUCGCCUCCGUGCCCCGCAGUCAGCUAAGUGAAGACACAACAGGGAGCCGCGAAGAAGCAAAAAGGCUCUUGAUAGACAACGUAGAUGUUCAACGGCUGCUCGGUGUUUACGAGCGUUUGCUCCAGUUCGAUACCAGUUUGUUGCUGCCUCCCUCCCAGUGGUGGAGGUUCCAGAGGGGACAAGGCACAGAAGAACACACAGCGUUACAACUCCCCUUCUAUCCUUUCUCAGCUUCCCUGCAAAGGAUACCCAAGAUCAAAGGAAUCGCGUUUCUGAGGCCGCCUUUGCGCCACGCGCAAGUUCAGCCACAUCUCAAGAUCACCAUCGAUGUUAUGCAUGUGUGCCUCACCGAUCACUACCUCUUUGGGGCAGAGGACGUUGUGGCUCACGAGAUUUUGCGGAUCUACGAAAUCUAUUGUUACUUAAGCAAAUAUCAAAGUGGAGAGCAGUUGACAGCAAGGCUGCGGAGUGUGAUCCACUACAGUGAGGAAGUGAGGCAACGCCUCGGCGUCUAUACGCCAAUGGCGCUUCAUGCCAUCGCCAGAGGGGAGUCACCAACGGAGGCGAUGAAGCAAGAGCUUCUCCAUGCUGAACAUGCUCUUCGGCGGUGGAGGGAGUCGCAACCCCAGCAAUGGGAGACUUGGGUCGAGCACCUAAAGCAGAGGAGAAGCCUCCGGCUCCAACGGGAUGGCCAAGCGCUUCUCUUCAGGAGAUACGAGGCCGAACUGGAAUCCAAGUGGCGUGAUCUCCUGGACGUUCGCAAGAGGCACGGCUUCCGCCAAACAGACCUCGCGAUGGAAUUAGCCUUUAUCCAGUCCUCCGCUGAAGAGGAUGUCGCAACUGUUCAGCAAGAGAUUCUCGCUGAAUCAGAGGAGCUAUUCUUCUACCAUCUUGACACGAAAUUUUGCGAAGCAACGACCCAGCGGGAUCUCUGUCCGCCAACAGCGACUGCCUCUUCUCUGGAGCACGGUCGCGUGCGCCGCGGCCAGACGGAGUGGCAGUUUGAUCUCGCGGAACUCGUCGAAGCUAUCUCUCUCAAGUUCGAAAUGCAGAAGAGACGGCGCCCUGGAGAGCCGCUCAGGAGGCUGCGGCUGACUCACUCGAGUCGAUACUGCUAUAUAGAUGAGUCACUCCCUCCUCGCGCUCACAUUCCUUUGAAAGUGCCCUCCUUCUCCUCAUCCUCCCAUGACUUGCUCCCGACGAGCUGGGACGACAGGGAUGUCCAAGAAUCGAGUGCAUCUGAGUCCAGUCAGCAAGUGUCUUCGACUCAGAAAGCAGAGGAAUCUGGCGAAGAACGCGGCGAAUACCGCUUUGGACUGCUUCUAGCAGAAAGCCUUCAAGAUUUGUCGUUCGAAUUGGAGGUUCAGCACGCAGGCUGCGUCGCGCCCUUCAGGACGGCAGUUUCCGUGCCGAUUUCUCCGGAGCUCUCCUCUUACACCAGGCCGCCUCUCGCUGCCUCAGUUGUCGAGUCGAAAGAUCUCUUCCCGUCGCCUGCGGAGUGCCAUUCAAGGGCCAGCCACCUGUCCUCGCCUGUCACAAUCUACGUAGACGUGCCUUUUUCGUCAGUAGCCGAGUCGCCCCCGUGCGAAGCCACCGCGGGAACUGAGCAGCAAUCUCCUCAGGCCUCUAAGGCGCCGAAGCUGUCAUUCGAGGAAGGCACUCCAAGGGCUUAUGUCGACCGAAAAGCCUUCGACGAACGGCGCGCACCCGAGUCCCGCGCUAGACGUGCGCCUGGGCAGGUGCAGCGCUCUUCAUCUGAGGCUUCGCGUGCGGACCUGGAUCUGCUGACACUGUCCUCCGUUAUCGGUCCCGCGUCCCGGCGCGGAAGCUUCCGAAUCCAAGAAACGCAGCUCAGACUAGCUGUCCCGCGGUGGGACGGGGAGAUGGCUGAAGCAGCGCGCGCCGAAAUCGAGGCCGUCGCGGCCGCUUUGGCUGCUGAGCUGGAACAGGAAGCCUUUCAAGCGGCCGCCGUGGUCACCGCGGCCGCGGAGGCUGCCAGGGAUAUGGUGCCGCCGGAGGAGCCGAGCAAAUUCUUGUGGUUCACCUGGAAGCAUCCGCCGGACACCAAAAUUCGCAUGGAAGGGCCUGCAGACGUGAAUGCGUCACCACGGGCGGCGGCUCACGCAAAGGCUGUCUUCAAACGAAAACCGGCAUCUCGCUGGAAACCGGAACCAGAUGACCUAUCCGCUGGCAAGGAACACGAAGCGUCUACGCCUCCAGACAAAGUGAAGCUGUCUUCCUCGUCUGCAGAUCCUCACGGCAGCCCACCGCAGCAAGAGACCGAUAAGCGGAAACCGCGUGAGCUGGCGCCUGCCUCCACACCGAGUGAACUUGCGUCAGCGUAUACCUAUCCUCAGACGGAAGACCGUCGUCCGUUUCCGCCGGCCUUCGCGGUCACUGCCCCCCACACAACUUCUCCCCGCGAGUCAAACUCUAUCAUUGAAUCGCAAGGCCACAGGACGUCUUCGCCGUCCCGCGACGUAGUGACAGAGUCCCUAGUGGCAGACUUGUGCACUGGCAGCGCGUCUCUUCCACGCCCUCGGCCUGUUCACAGCCCCGUGGGCGCCGAUCGGCUGUCGCUUCCUCCGUCAAAGGCCCAUAUCGCAGCGUACUCCGUUCAGGGGACGCCGCUGCCUACGCCUCCUUCUGUGGUGGUGCCGCGCCCAAAGCCUUUGUCGGCCGGCGCAGAGCGUGGCGGCGCAGCUGAUCUGGGUCCCUGGGCUGGCUACGAGGAGGCGCGGAGGGAACCCCGGGCGGGGUCGCUUCAGUUCGCUUCGCGCGGGGAUCAGCCUUCUUGGGCGGGCACCAGAGGUCGAGAGGCGGGGCUGAGACGCCAGAAGUCGGAGGGGGAUGCGAUGCCUCCUUUUCCGCUGCCUGACUGGAGCGAGCCGUCGCCAAAAACGGGCGUACUCGAGCAAAGGGCCCGCGUGCCUCCGCCCGUGGCCGUGCCCCACAAAAGCUCACCAUCUCCCCUGAACCAUGUCUCAGGUGUCCACCAAGUUCCUUCGCAGCCGCGGCGCCUUCUCAGUUCCACUCGCAUGCUGACCUGCAGUGGCAAGGAAGCGGCAAGCGCGUCACGCCUUUCGCUAAGUCGCCUUUUUUCGAGGUCAAGCGAACCCCCAGGCGACUCCGCGGGGCAGAGUGUGGCUAUCUCUGCGAUGCACGAAGGGAAGCGGCGAAGAAGUCGGUCGCGAGCGAAACAGCAAAUUCCGCGUCGCCAGUCAAGUCUUAGUUCCCGGACGCCCCAAGCCGAGCUUGCUGUUACUGUCGAUCCGUCCGCAUUGCAUCGCCAGAUGGAGAUCACUGGAGCGAUCGAAGGCGGCCUCAAGCUUCGAGUGACUCUUGAGCCUGUCCCGCCAGGCGAAAUAGCAACGGAAGCGUUGAUAGAAGGAUACGAAGCGCUAGUGCUUCACCUUCACCAGUUGCGAGCUACGACUUUUGGCGACCCGUCCUACGUGAUUGUAUAUCGUCAUUUGCCGUCCAAGCCGAGAGAUUUAUACGACCCCAAUCGCGCGCAGGAGCGAGAGAACGCCUCCGCCGCAGCUGCGAUUGCCAUAGCUGCAGCUGCGCCUUCUGAGGCCGCGUGCGCGAGCGUUUCUCCCCAGCGAGGAGGCCCGUUUCCGGAGCCCAGAAAGGCGGGGCUCCUACGGGACAAAAAGCGCCAAGAGUUUCUGGAUACCCGGCUCUGGCGUAGCCGGCCUCUCGCCGCCUGCAUCCGCCUUCUUCUUUUGCUGCAGAGAUCAGGAGGAUUCACCGGCGCAGGUGUAUGCGCUGUAGCUCCCCUUCACGCCGCAGCGCAGGCGGCUCUAGUUGCGCCCAGCGUUGUCCAGCAGCUGCUUGAGGCCAGCGAUCUUGACGUCCCAGCUCUCGACGCGGAGGCAGUCGCUGCCCUGCAGCACAUGCAGAAGCAAAUGAGAAAAGAGAGCGCUCGGCGCACGAAGCAGAGAGGCCGUCAGGAGGCAGGAGGACAACUCUUUCAGGACGCCGUCGACGAUAGUACCGCGGACGAGCUCGACGACGAUGAAGCGGCGGAGGAUACUUACGCUAGGUUCCUACGGCACGUAUUCUCCUCGGUGUUACCAGGUCGAGUCUCCGCCGUUCUGAGGUCGGGCCCGCCCAUGGAUUUCCAGGCGGUCGUUCGCGAAGUCGUGCCUCAAGUGAAUCUGCAUAUGCUGCUCCAGCAAAUUAAAGUGUGCUGCUGCGCGCAUCGGUUGCUUGGCUUCACCAAGUACGUUGAGGCGAAGGGCGCGCGGCGGCGCGCAACAGUUAUCGACCAGGUUGAUGAUAGGUCAAUAGGAAUCUUUGUGAAGACGGCGUAUGCGGAGGCGCUGCAGUUGAGCAACCCGGUAGUCGAGGUCAAGUAUGUGAACCGAACAAGAAACAUUGCCACCGCAGUCGUCACCAAGGCUGUGAGCGGCGAAAACCCGAUUUUCAACCAGCUGGUACACUUGCGUCUGCCGAGAGUUUCUGAAGAGCCGGAAGCGGUGGCGGACCUGAUGACGCAGGACAGCUACUUGGUUCUGAGUGUCUUCGAUUUGCACCAACGUCAAGCAGCGCCCGCGCGGCGAUUCCUCGGGUCGCUGACUCUGCCCUGGAGCCUGUUGAUUGGAUACGGACAAACUUACCCCUUUUGGAUGCCCUCUGAGGCACAGGAUCGCGGGUCACAAGAGGCCCGGGGCCCGCGUAUGAGCUCUGCCCACGGCCUCGAUCUCUCGGGCUCGCUAUUCCUCCUCUGUCGACUAGUUGCUCCCCUCCUCCCCCCUCCCGAGGUGGCCACGCCGGGGAGGCUGCGGUGCUUUGAGCGCCUCGCAGCUUUCGUUUCUCUAUUCCCGCUUGUUGAAGAUCGGCUGCUGCUCUCUGCGCACGCUGGUGACCGGGUGUGGCUGACGGCCCAGGAGCAAGUUGACGUGGCCUGCGGGGAGAGCCGCGGUCAUGCACUCCUCCUCUGUUGCUUCUUCAGCGCCUUUGACCUGCUUCUGCAUACGAACUGCACGAACUACGUGGCGCGAGGUGUGGGAUCCGCUGGAGCCUCGCUGCAUAUUCCUGCCGUCGCCUGCAUACCGCAAGCGCCCACGCCGCGAAGAAAAGAACAAGAAAAAGGGCGGCUCAUGGAUCAGUGA